Messenger RNA from Phoenix dactylifera (date palm), 1211 nucleotides. RefSeq lists its product as uncharacterized. NCBI's taxonomy places the organism in Eukaryota, Viridiplantae, Streptophyta, Magnoliopsida, Arecales, Arecaceae. The record is from RefSeq and is a predicted model, not a curated record.
CCGACGAGAGCAAGAAGGGCCGAGGAUAGAACCCUAGGUCCAGUGAAAGAACCAGAGAACUCGGCUCCAAUGGCGGAAGCGAAGGCCUAGAAAAUAGAAGCGCCCAAAGCCUCCGUUGUUUGUUCUCUCGCGCGACUUUCUUCGAGAUAUUCAGGGUGGAGAUGCGAGCGGCCCCAUGGAAGAGCGUGCUCAGAUUUCGGAAUCCCCUGUCCCCGACUACCGAUUCCGCGCUGUUCCAUUCUUCCCCCGUCUCAUUCGCCAAAUGGAGGAGUAAAUCGGACCCUGAUGAUGAAGGAACAAACCAAGAACAGUCCAAGACUCGCAUCAGAUUUUCAGUUCAUCAAAAGCGAUCUGAUGCAAAGGCAGCUCUCAAGAAUCUUCUUUUUGAUGGUAGACCUUCUCAGCAAUAUUUUCAGGAUGAAGAUAUCAGUUGGUCUACUGAUAAAAAAAGCAGCAGAAAUGUCAAAGCAAAGGACAGUUCACAUGAUUUUGAUAAACAUCAACGGUCAAAGAGUGCUGGGAGACCAAAGCCCCACAGUAAAGGCAAACAUAGUGCAAACAAGCGGUGGCGCAAUAGGCAGAGCAGUUAUGAUGAAGAUGAUUAUGAGCAUCCUGAUACAAAAAUUUCAGCUACCUUUGGCGGACAAAGAUGUUUUACCUGGUCUUUUACAUCAGGGGAAACCCUUCAUUUUCAGAAUUAUGCAACCGGAUUUGAGUGGAGAGAUAAUUCAGAGCGGAUCAAAACCAGAAAAAAAGUAUGGAGUGAAAGUGAUAUUGAGGAUGAACCAAGUGAUAUAGGUUCCCAAUCCCAUAGAGUUAUCCUUGGAUUGCCACUCACAGGCCCCUUAAAAUUAGAUGAUGUUAAACAUGCUUUCCAUGCAACUGCUUUAAAGUGGCACCCUGACAAGCAUCAAGGCCCUUCCCAGGCAAUUGCUGAGGAAAGGUUCAAGCUCUGUGUUGAUGCAUACAACUCCCUGUGCAAAGCCUUGAAUUCCAGCUAAGGCAUUGGUGAUAAUAGUAAUCAGGCAUACCUUGUGCUGGAGUUUUUCCAUGGAGCUGUGUAUGUUCAAGUUCUCAUGUAAUACUUUCUAUAUAUAUAUAUAUAUAUAUAUAUUAGAGAGAGAGAGAGAGAGAGCUAAGGUGCUCUCGAGAGGACAGUUGAGAAGGUCUUCUCAUCUUAAAAUCAAUGAUAGAUCAUUUAAUUUGAAAAU